GCCCUAAACGCAAAGCAGAACCGUUGCCGCGUUCACUCUUCAGCUGCCCAUCUUCUCCUCUCCGUGUUCUAGGGUUUAGGGUUUAAGCACUGCACUUGUACGCAGCUCAGUCUUAUUCUCUCCUAGCAAAACCUAACUUCAGCAUGAGCUCGUCAAAUAUCAGAGACCUCUUGACGGCUUUUAGUCCGUCUUUGGACUUGUUCGCCAUCAGCUCUGGAGAUGGUCGAAUUAAGAUUUGGGACACUGUGAAAGGUCAAGUCCAGACAGAGUUCACAGACAUUGUAUCAUCAGAAGAUACAAGCAUAUAUGCAAAACGAGAAAGAGGGCACCUCUCAGUUGAUUACACAUGCAUGAAGUGGUUCUCUUCCGAAAGAAAGAAGAAAAGGAAGCUUGGUUGUUCAUUGUUGGUUUUGGGAACUGGCGGUGGUGAUGUUUUGGCACUUGAUGUGUCUGCUGGUCAAUUGAAAUGGAGACUGAACGACUGCCAUGCUGGUGGCGUUAGCUCCAUAUCAUUUCCAAGAAAUGCUUCGUGUAUUUACACUGCCGGUGCUGAUGGGAUGAUUUGUGAAAUUGAUGCUUUGACAGGAAACCUGUUGGGGAAGUUCAAAGCUUCCACAAAGGCAAUCUCUUCUAUGUCUGUUUCGUUCGAUGGGAAGAUAUUAGCAACUGCGGCUGCACAAAUGAAGAUUUUCAGUUUGUCUGAUCACAAGAAGAUACAGAAGUUUUCUGGCCAUCCGGGAGCUGUUCGCUGUAUGAUCUUCAGUGAAGAUGGGAAGUACAUCCUCUCAUCUGCAGUUGGUGAAAGGUAUAUUGCAGUAUGGAAUAUAGGUGGUGGAAAAAAGCAGUCAGCAAGUGCUGUGCUUGCAAUGGAGCACCCUGCUGUCUUUGUAGAUAGCAGGUUUAUAGACAAUGGUGAAGUUGGUGAUAUGGGCCUAUAUGUAUUAGCGAUUUCAGAAGUCGGUGUUUGUUAUUUUUGGUUUGGAAAGAAUAUUGAAGAAUUGCGGAAUGCCAAGCCUACAAGAAUUUCAGUAUCAUCUGAAGUCAUUUUGACCAAAACUCAGAAGGGUGCAGUAACUACAAUAUUUGCUGCGGUUUUGCAAGGAAUUGUAAAAGCUGCUUCUGGGCAGAUAUUUGUUGCUUAUGGAUUACCAGUGAAGCCAUUAUUCCAGAAAAUUUUGGUGCAUUCUGGCACAGACAUAAAGUUGAGUAGCUCCCAUGAUGGAAUUCUUCUACCAAUGAGUCAGUCUCUUGUCAAAUCUAAGAAAGGACAAAAUGUACAAAAUAGAGUUAUUGCAUUGGAUCGUGCAAAUGCAGAAGAUGCCUUGCUUCCAAUUCCAAAGAUUUUUGAUUCACACGAGAAAAAGAAAAGACAUGAAAAAUUAAGUUUUGGCAAAGAUGAAGUAAUGGCUGAUUUGGAUGACAGCGGGAGUCAUGCUGGCCUUAUGAAGAGCAAAGAUGACAUGGUAGAAUUUGAAGCUGACACUGCAGCAAUUUGCAUGGAGGACCGACUGAGAUCAUUAGGGAUACUUAGCAAAGCAGAUGACCUUAUAAUUAACUCUACACUCAACUCUGCAACAUUCAAGAGUAUUGAUCUUCACACUAAUAUGCCACAGAAGAAGAUGAGGGCAGCUGUUUUGUCAUUAGAACCUAGUGACGCGUGCAAGUUAUUGGGAGUCUUGGUGGCCAUGUGGCAGACAAGGUCUAGCAGUGGGAAUUAUGUUCUUCCAUGGAUAUAUAGCAUAUUGGUAAAUCACAGUCAUCAUAUCAUGUCACAAGAACCCGAAACUCAGAUGCUUAGCUCCUUGCUCAAGGUUACCAAAUCCAGAGGGGCAGCUAUUCAGCCUUUAUUACAAUUAUCGGGUCGUUUGCAACUUGUGAUGGCACAGAUUGACAAGGCAACCCACACCAAAACUCAAGUCUUAUCGCACGAGAACCAAAUGGAUGAAAGCGAAGAUGAGGAUGAAGAUGUAAAUGAAAUCCACUAUGGUGAGGAAGAUGAUGAUUCUGAAAUAAGCAGUGAUGAUGAUCAGUAGUUGGAUUUCCUGAUGGGAGUUGAAUUAGGAUAAAGAGGCUCGAUGUGGUGCAGUCUGUUGAACAUCUUGUGCCAGCUUAUUGACUGUAAAGCUGGCAACUUUUUGUGCUCGGUGUCUCAUUCCCAAGCUUAACUCCAACAGUUUUGUUUCCCUCCGGUUUACCCCUCUAUCAUGAUGAAGAAAUUCAGAUUUGCCCCAAGAUAUCAAUUAUAAUUUUCUUUUUCUUCCUACAUUUUCUCUGUAAUAGCACAAGCACAGGUGUAUCAGUGUAAAUUUUGCUGCGACUUGCAAAGCACAAGCGAUUUUGUAUAAAUUUUGUUUCCGCAGACCCUUUAUCUUGCUCAUAAUCAUAUAUCGUCUGUGCAAU
Messenger RNA from Prunus persica (peach), 2400 nucleotides. RefSeq lists its product as uncharacterized. The record is from RefSeq and is a predicted model, not a curated record. The transcript is spliced from 13 exons. The coding region runs from base 144 to 2033 and encodes 629 amino acids. NCBI's taxonomy places the organism in Eukaryota, Viridiplantae, Streptophyta, Magnoliopsida, Rosales, Rosaceae. Gene Ontology annotation, molecular function: protein binding.